Esox lucius (northern pike) is the source of this 3334-nucleotide messenger RNA. RefSeq names its product deltaA (gene dla). The record is from RefSeq and is a predicted model, not a curated record. NCBI's taxonomy places the organism in Eukaryota, Metazoa, Chordata, Actinopteri, Esociformes, Esocidae. Bases 694 to 2895 code for a protein of 733 amino acids. Gene Ontology annotation, biological process: establishment or maintenance of epithelial cell apical/basal polarity; cell communication; heterophilic cell-cell adhesion. The transcript is spliced from 11 exons. Gene Ontology annotation, cellular component: protein-containing complex; plasma membrane. Gene Ontology annotation, molecular function: calcium ion binding.
UUUCUCAAUUUACUGGGUUGCGUAAAGUCGGUCAUUCCAGGACAGGUUGCUAAUACAGUUUGAUGGGAUACUGGUACAUUCCUCCAUUUUCCAUUUGAACCAAUUCUGUGAUUUGAGAACAUGGGGCUCGGAGAAGUAUUUCAUUGUGAUCCCCAGAGCCAGAUUGGGGGGGUAGCUCAUUUGCAUCUUAUUAUCCUAGCAUGCGCCGGCGCAUAUAAAACUGGCGGCAGGCGGCCUUCACUCUAGACAAGACGCACAGUUCAUGUUGAGGAAAGACGUUAGAAGGUGGCGAGGAAGUAUGUUGGAUCAGUGACAAAUCUCCUUGGCAUAGACCAAAACACACAAAAGCAACAUCCUAAAUUUGUCGCCCCGUUCGUUUUGGAACAAACUGUGUCAAAUAAUUGUUACAUUUUUGGACUGGGAUUAUCGAAUUGUAACGGAAUUUUGAGGACAGAUCUGCUCAGAAAACUAUCUCCAAUAUCUCUUUUGGGAUUAAUCUUUUUGUUCCUUUGACAUGAAUGAAAACGGCGUGGCGGACAACAGAAACUGAUGCGAAGACCUCGUAAGAGAAGAAACGAGGUCAAUGAAUCAUUCACAGAAUACGAUUUGAAAGGAGGCGUCCUAAGCUGAAGUUGAGCUGACUCUCUCCAAGACUUUUUUCCUAUUUAUUUAUUUAUUAUUUAUUUAUUUAAUAUGGGGCGCGCUAUUCUUCUGACGGUUGCCGUUAUGCUAGUCAUGCUUUGUCAGGGUUUUUGUUCGGGAGUUUUCGAACUGAAGUUGCAGGAGUUUUUGAACAAGAAAGGGGCCCAGGGUAACAAGAACUGCUGCAAGGGAGGACUUACGACAUCUUAUCAGCAACAAUGUGAAUGCAAAACUUUUUUCAGAAUCUGUCUGAAACAUUAUCAGCCAAACGCGUCACCCGAGCCACCUUGCAACUACGGCGGCGCUGUAACGCCUGUUCUUGGGUCAAACUCUUUCCAAAUUCCAGAAGACAUAUCGGACAAUUCAUUUACCAAUCCCAUCAGAAUUAACUUCGGUUUCACGUGGCCGGGGACGUUCUCGCUGAUCAUUGAAGCAUUGCACACCGACUCCAAAGACGACCUUUCGACUGAAAACCCAGACCGUGUUAUCAGUACCAUGACCACUCAGAGACAUCUGACGGUGGGAGAGGAUUGGUCUCAGGACUUACACACGGGAGGAAGAACCGAGCUGAAAUACUCAUAUCGCUUUGUCUGUGAUGAGCACUACUACGGAGAUGGCUGCUCGGUUUUCUGCCGCCCAAGAGACGAUGCCUUUGGUCACUUCACAUGUGGAGAGCGCGGAGAGAUUGUUUGUGACUCUGGGUGGAAAGGCCAUUACUGCACAGAAUCUAUCUGCCUCCCGGGAUGUGAUGAAGAACAUGGCUUUUGUGAGAAACCUGGGGAGUGCAAGUGCAGAGUGGGUUUCAAAGGGCGGUACUGUGACGAGUGCAUCCGCUACCCGGGCUGCCUCCACGGGACCUGCCAGCAGCCGUGGCAGUGCAACUGUCAGGAGGGCUGGGGAGGCCUCUUCUGUAACCAAGAUUUGAACUACUGCACACAUCACAAGCCCUGCAUGAAUGGAGCCACUUGUAGCAACACUGGCCAGGGGAGCUACACCUGUUCCUGCAGACCGGGCUUCAGCGGAGCUGCCUGCGAGGUCGAGGUCAACGAAUGCGCCCUGAACCCCUGUCGAAAUGGGGGAAGCUGCACUGACAUGGAGAACACGUACACCUGUGCUUGCCCUCCUGGUUUCUACGGGAACAACUGUGAGCUGAGCGCCAUGACCUGCGCCGAUGCUCCCUGCUUCAACCAAGGCCGCUGCGCUGACAACCCGGCUGGCGGUUACUUCUGUCAGUGCCCGACGGGUUACGCCGGCUUCAACUGUGAGAAGAAGAUCGACCACUGCACGUCCAGCCCCUGCUCCAAUGGUGCCCGCUGUGUGGAUCUCGUCAACUCGUACCUGUGCCAGUGCCCGGACGGCUUCACAGGCAUGAACUGUGACCACACCGGCGACGAGUGCUCCGCCUACCCUUGCCAAAAUGGGGGUACAUGCCAGGAGGGCGUCGACGGCUACACCUGCAUGUGCCCCACGGGCUACGGCGGCCGCAACUGCAGCUCCCCCAUCAGCCGCUGCGAGCACAACCCCUGUCACAAUGGCGCCACCUGCCACGAGCGGAGCAACCGCUACGUGUGCGCCUGCGUGCCCGGCUACGGUGGCCGCAACUGCCAGUUCCUCCUUCCGGAACACGCGGCUAUCCGAGGCUCCGAGAUCCCUUGGAUGGCAGUGGGAUCCGGGACAGCUCUGGUGCUUCUUCUGCUUGCAGGUUGUGCGGUGCUGGUGGGUUGCUUCCGCAACAAGGUGCAGGGCGACGGCCAGGGCGAUGCCACCGUUGGCGAAGGUGAGACUAUAAACAACCUAACCAAUAACUGUCACCGGGGCGACAAGGAUCUGUCAGUCAGCGUUGUCGGGCUCGGGCCGCAGCCUGGCGUCAAGAACAUCAACAAGAAGAUGGACUUUGGAAGUGAUUCCGAGAUGGACGGACCUUCAUCGUCAUGUCGGAGAAGCUACAAGAGCCGCCAACCACCCACGGAUUAUAACCUUGUGCACGAGGUGAAUUAUAAGCAGGCGGCCAAAGAGUCGAUGCUGAGCCUCGAGGCCUCAGCCUGCGAGGAGAAGUGCCAACCGCUGGACUCGAGCUUCGAGUAUGAGGACUGCAGCAAUAAACGCAGCAAACGUUUAAAAAGUGAUGCAUCAGAAACUUCAAGAAAUGAAACAAAACUUCCAGAAAUGUCUACAUGUGUGGACACCAAGUACAAAUCCGUGUUUGUUAUGUCGGAGGAAAAGGAUGAAUGUAUAAUUGCAACUGAAGUGUAACGCGAGCCACCGAGAGGCUGUUUGUUGCUCAUUUGCUCUAUGGGAGACUUUUUAUACUCCUUCAAAUGCUGCUCUAACACUAGGGGGAGGUGUCCCGCCUUGAGACUGCUGCUGAUACUGAGACGUUUAACUGAUAUUCAGAGUGAGCUGGUUCUCUACUGGAAAAUAAGCGCAUGCAGUGACCUGUGGGAGAGGAAACGGUGGGGCAAAAACCUGACUUUUUUACCCUCUCAAGUAUAUCACAAGUUUCUGUUGACAUUAAUAAAAAUAAUAUUUUUAUGAGAUUGAAAAUGGACACAAAGGCGUAUAAAGAUGAUUUACGAUGCCAUGAUUUCGGUUAGUCAGCUUAAUGGCACCCCAGCGGCGUCUGAAGGAACCGGAAUGUUUUUUCAGGGAUACUGUAUCUUCAACCUAGUUUUCUCCCCCCCCCCCCCCCCCC